AUGCACAUGCACGCUAUGCACCUCAUCCAGACUCCGCAGAAGCUCGAACGUAAGACACGGUGGUAUGACGGCAUCGUCAAGUUCUGGAGUACACAGAUUAGUCUCACAAUUGAAGAGGGCACGUAUAGAGAUCAUCUUGCACUCGAACGCACCUUCCUAGCCUACCUCCGCACCUCGCUUCUCCUCGUAAUGAUGGGUAUAGUCGUCGCCCAAUUAUUCCGCUUGCAACACACGCCGAAGCCUAACGCGCACUUUGGCUUCCACAAGAUCGGUAUACCUUUGGCGGUUACCUUUAUCUGCAUGGCCAUUGUCGUGGUGCUGGUCGGCGCGAUUUCAGGCCUUACAUCAAAGGUUUGA
Molecule: messenger RNA, 357 nt
Organism: Pyrenophora tritici-repentis Pt-1C-BFP
Lineage: Eukaryota; Fungi; Ascomycota; Dothideomycetes; Pleosporales; Pleosporaceae
Source: RefSeq, a predicted model, not a curated record